UCCAGGAACAGAGCUGUCAGGGGAGAGAGAGUGUACCGCAGCUAUGGACUGACAACAGCGCAAGUUAAGCGAUACUUCUCACUCAUUUCUGGUCUGACCCUGGAGUGUCAUUUUGUGACUGUUUGGGUGGAGGAGAGUGGAGCUGAAGUAGAGUGACGGAUUCUUCCUGAGACAGACAUUUGGUGAGAUUUACACAAACAAAACAGGCCUGCGAAGUGCAGGUCAUGCCCUCAUCUUCCUCCCUGUGUAAUGCCGAAGAGUGACACAUGGCCAGGUGAUGUUCCUGUGGAAUCCUUCAGCAAUAUGGACAGCGCAGGAAGCUCGGACAGUGUAAUCAGCAUGAACUCUGGCUAUAGUGAAGACAGCAUGGAGUAUUUAUCUGCAGAGGAGAGGGCAUGUCUCACGUAUUUUGAAGAAACAAUUGAAGCACUGGAGGUGCAGGAGGACAGCGGCUUAUCCAGUGAUGAAUCACAUCAUGAGUCACGGGCAGAGAAAAUUGAUCAGAUGAGAGGAAAUGACAUUUCCACUUUGACGGCUGACGCCUCCAAAGGCAACCAGAAAUCACUUCUCAGUGGUGAAGUGCCAACAGCACCACCUGCAUCCACAGCAUUAGCUGCUAAUGGAAAAACUCAGCAUUAUGCUCUAAAUCAAACCUCUGAACCACAACACAGUCCUCUUAUUCCUGAAUCAUCUACUCACUGCAGAAACCACUCAUCAGUUACGCCCACUGAGGUGUCAGGCUUAGCCAAAGGUGAAGGUGCUCAUCCUGAGAAUGUCACAAGUACUAUUAUUUGCCCAGGACCAUCCACUGAGGCCUCUGAGAUUGAUCUGAGUCUAAUCCCUCCUCCCUUAGACUUCAGGGAUAAACCAGACUCUCCUUCACAGCCUGAUAAAAUAAAUUGCCCCCCUCCAUCUGUGGGAAUUUCCCGUAAAAAGCCAGGAACAACCUUUGAUUUGGAGCAGAUACGUCAGAGAGCCUCUGUCAAGAAAACUCUAACAAGUCCUGUGUCCGACGGGUCUACAAGCAAACCUCGACUUGAUUUGUCUCCCAUUGUGCUCACAAGUUCACAAAUUGUUGCUUCACCUCCUGCUGAAGCUGCUGAGCCUAAAAGUCCACCUGUUGUGGCCCCAAAGCCCAAAAGUCUUCCCCACAACAUUGUGCUGAACUCUCACAAGAGAGCCAACUCUGAUGGAAACUCAGAGAAGCCAUUCUUGGACCCUCACAAAGUUCGCAUGGAGGCUCUCAAAAAGCUUGGUCUGCUUAAAAGCAGUGACGAAGUUUCAGGCCCAGCCCUGAGCCCUAAACUUCCCCUCAAAGCCAAAACGUCUUGGACAGCUUCUUCUCUUCCAAUCAGCCCAGCAGCUCCAAAUGAACCACCGUCAACACAGCAUUGCAGCCCUUUGCCUGCGUCUGUUACUGUCCAGUCUUUGACUCCUGCUGCUGCUGCAUUACCAUCAACCACUUCUACUGCUCUUCCACUUCAGGAUCCUGAUAUUAUUGCAGCACCUGCUGCUUUUGGUGACCCCAUCAAGCCGUCACCUUCAGAAAAUGAACUGUCUUUCAAAUAUGUCACAGAGGCCACCCCUCUUACCCCUCCUGCUAUGGUCAGGCAGCCAACACCACCAAAGGUCAAAUCAGCCAGCCUGGGACGCUCUGACUUGGGUGGAAGCAGAUAUAUGGCAGGCCAGAUCUUCAGUGAGGCCAGUCAGGAUAUCAGCAGCAGUCAGAGCCUCAGCCAGCAACAUAACAAUCGUCCACGCCCGACAUCUCUACGGAGUAGGUUUUCAAGUGCUCAAGGAGAAGUUUCGGGUGCAGGCCCUGCCCUUACUAAAGACCCAGCAUCACAGAGGGCCUUGCCUGCCAGCACUGCCUUCCAUCACUCCAGAGAUGGUCAGAAGCUGCCUCGAUCACAAGGUAUCAGCGUGCUGAUCUGCCCUCGUUCAGAAAAUGAAGAAGACCGCCGUGUGGCCCUGAAGAAGCUGGGCCUGCUAAGAGAUUAAGUGUGCAACUCAUUUGCUAGAUGCUACAAACU
Archocentrus centrarchus (flier cichlid) is the source of this 2033-nucleotide messenger RNA. RefSeq names its product specifically androgen-regulated gene protein-like. The record is from RefSeq and is a predicted model, not a curated record. The transcript has 5 exons. Bases 250 to 2001 code for a protein of 583 amino acids. Lineage: Eukaryota; Metazoa; Chordata; Actinopteri; Cichliformes; Cichlidae.